CCGCUGGUGACGGCCCGGGCGUCCGCAGGCGAGCUCUCCAUGGAGAAGGUGAAGGUGAAGCGGUACGUGUCGGGGAAGCGGCCCGACUAUGCGCCCAUGGAGUCCUCGGAGGAGGAGGACGAGGAGUUCCAGUUCAUCAAGAAGGCGAAGGAGCAGGAGGUGGAGCCCGAGGAGCAGGAGGAGGAGCUCGCCAACGACCCCCGGCUCCGGCGCCUCCAGAACCGCAUCGCCGAAGAUGUGGAGGAGCGGCUGGCAAGACACCGUAAAAUCGUGGAGCCUGAAGUGGUUGGAGAAAGCGAUUCAGAGGUGGAGGGGGAAGCCUGGCGCCUGGAGCGGGAGGACACCAGCGAAGAGGAAGAGGAAGAGAUCGAUGAUGAGGAGAUCGAGCGUCGGCGUGGAAUGAUGCGUCAGCGAGCGCAGGAGAGGAAAACUGAGGAGAUGGAAGUGAUGGAGUUGGAAGAUGAAGGUCGAUCAGGGGAAGAGUCUGAGUCAGAGUCUGAGUAUGAGGAGUACACGGACAGUGAGGAUGAAAUGGAACCGCGUCUCAAACCUGUCUUCAUCCGCAAGAAGGACCGGAUCACAGUUCAGGAGCGAGAAGCAGAAGCCUUGAAGCAGAAGGAGCUGGAGCAGGAGGCAAAGAGGCUGGCGGAGGAGAGGCGCAAGUACACACUCAAGAUCGUCGAAGAGGAAGCAAAGAAGGAGCUGGAGGAGAACAAGCGCUCGCUGGCAGCACUGGAUGCACUUGAUACAGAUGAUGAGAACGAUGAGGAGGAGUAUGAGGCCUGGAAAGUGCGUGAGCUGAAGCGUAUCAAACGGGACCGUGAAGAACGAGAAGCCAUGGAGAAGGAGAAGGCGGAGAUCGAGCGCAUGCGGAACCUGACGGAGGAGGAGCGCCGGGCUGAGCUUCGGGCCAACGGCAAGGUCAUCACCAACAAGGCGGUGAAGGGCAAAUACAAGUUCCUGCAGAAGUACUACCACCGCGGUGCCUUCUUCAUGGAUGAGGAUGAGGAGGUGUACAAGAGGGACUUCAGCGCCCCGACCCUCGAGGACCACUUCAACAAGACCAUCCUGCCCAAAGUCAUGCAGGUCAAGAACUUUGGGCGCUCGGGGCGGACAAAGUACACGCACUUGGUGGACCAGGACACCACCUCCUUCGACUCUGCCUGGGGCCAGGAGAGUGCGCAGAACACCAAGUUCUUUAAGCAGAAAGCAGCGGGCGUACGGGAUGUCUUUGAGAGACCCUCAGCCAAGAAGCGAAAGACCACUUAAGGGACAGGGCAGGAGGGCACUUCUCUGCCAGCUGCUGGGAGCCUGGGCAGAAGGGACACAGCACUGUGCCAGGAAGCCUGCGGUGAGCAGCCUUUCCUCUGUGCCCCUGCACCACGCCUGCCCUGUCGAGGCUGUGUCCCGCUCCCUGUGCUGCGGAGACCCUGCCCAGGUCCACGGAGGAUGACAACCUGUCUGCGCUGGCCAUGCCCGUGGCCACACCGCCGAGCCACCAGCAGCUGCCCUGAGAGCCUUGGCAGGGCCCGACAGGGCUGUGCGGGAGCGCAGCAAAGCCCCUGGCUCCAGUGCACCCACUUUUGGAGGAAUUAACAGACUUUUAUACCCGUCUGGUCCACAGCAUCUCCCUGUCGCUUGUCCUUUCCCCGUUACCAGUUUGGACCCUUUUUUUUUGCUGUGGGGCAGCGCUGAGCCCAUCUCCUCACCCUGUUUCUGCAGGGCUUGGCUUUUCUACCUGUGCGGGGUCAGUGGGAGGGUCGGUUU
This is a messenger RNA of Egretta garzetta (little egret), 1767 nucleotides long. RefSeq names its product microfibril associated protein 1 (gene MFAP1). Gene Ontology annotation, cellular component: U2-type spliceosomal complex. Gene Ontology annotation, biological process: mRNA splicing, via spliceosome. NCBI's taxonomy places the organism in Eukaryota, Metazoa, Chordata, Aves, Pelecaniformes, Ardeidae. The transcript has 8 exons. Gene Ontology annotation, molecular function: RNA binding. The record is from RefSeq and is a predicted model, not a curated record. Bases 40 to 1269 code for a protein of 409 amino acids.